Molecule: messenger RNA, 411 nt
Organism: Alternaria postmessia
Lineage: Eukaryota; Fungi; Ascomycota; Dothideomycetes; Pleosporales; Pleosporaceae
Exons: 2
Coding region: 1-411 (136 amino acids)
Source: RefSeq, a predicted model, not a curated record
AUGCGCAAAACCAACCUCAUCGCCAUCCUCGCAGCAGCCAUUAGUGGCGUAACAGCCAUCGACAAGAUCGCACACAAAGCCGAAAAAUGUAUCAGCUAUGCCGUUACAGAUAGUUCAUGGGCGGAGAACGACCUGAGAAGACGACGAGUCGUCUACGACACUACCGGACUCAUCCCACACUACGAUCAGACGCUAUAUAGCAUUGGGUGGAUGUGGUCAAACGAGAAGAAAGCAUGUAAUGCCCAAGCCGUAGACACGAUUGUGUACUACAAUGGUAUAAUCAUACCAGGUGGCACAUAUGUGAUCGAAAGCAGUGAAGAGUUGAGUGAAGAUGGCGACCGCGCGUAUCAGUGUCUUCUGGAAGUGUUCAAAAUUACUCUGGGAAACAACUUGAACUGCACGGCGGUAUAA